AUGGAAACAGUAAAUAACAUCGCGGCCGCCGCAUCAAAGGUUAUCUGGGGCGAGCCUCAAGAAACGACUGAUGCGGCAAACGCAACGAUUGUACCGGAGACGAAGGGAACAGAACCGAUUAGUGGGGAGUUAGGUGAUACGAAGAAGGGGGAACCGUAUGAUUUGGGGAAUGCGGAUUCCACAAGCACACAAAACACCCUCUCCUCCACCACCGACGGCACCGCUUCCACUUUCACUCCCACCGACUCCACGACCCUCUCUCCCCCCGGCCUCGCCGCCAAACCUCUCGAUUCCUCCUCCACCGUCUCUCCAACCCCCGACUCCGUAUCUCGCACUCUCGCCGAAACACACAUCGCGCCACUUUCCUCCCCCGAUUCCUCCAAUCCAUUUGAUUCUACCACGUCCUCUUCCUUCAAACCUACUUCUGAAAAACCUCGAGAAAUCCCUCUCCCCUCCGUCCCAAGCACCGAACUCCCCUCCUCAACCACAAGCGCAACAGAAAACAAAGCUCUCGACCCCGCACCCCUCUCCUCGCUCACAACUGAAGCUCCAAACCCAACCGGCAAACCAAUCGAAUCCUCCAAACCAAGCAGCACAGCCAACGCCCAAGGGGUCCCCACCGAUCUGCAACCGCUCGGAUCAGAAUCCUCAUCCGAAAAACAAGACGCUCAAGGCACAGGUGAAAAACACAUCAAGAGUUCGGGGUUGGUGGCCGAAGGAGGAGACUUCGAUGCUGCGAGGCCUGGGGCUGGGAGGGAAGCAGAUCGAUUGUUGGGGAAGGAGGGGAGUGCUGGGGCAGUGGGAGCAAGUGGUGGAAGUGCUGUGGGAAGUGAAGAGGAACAUGGAGAGGGAAAGAAAGAGGGAAAGUUAACGCAUUUGAAGGAGAAGAUUAAGGAGAAGUUGCAUAAGCAUUAG
This is a messenger RNA of Botrytis fragariae, 915 nucleotides long. Its product is annotated as putative glycine-rich cell wall structural protein 1 protein. Lineage: Eukaryota; Fungi; Ascomycota; Leotiomycetes; Helotiales; Sclerotiniaceae. The transcript is spliced from 3 exons. The record is from RefSeq and is a predicted model, not a curated record. Bases 1 to 915 code for a protein of 304 amino acids.